UUUUUUUUCCAUUUCCUCUAUUAGGCGCCUGCCGCUUUUGUGUGUCAAACUGGAGACUUGCUAAGGCUCAUUGGUGAACACCUCCUUCCAUUGCCCGCCCAGUUCCAUGCCACUGAGGUACCAGCGUCGCUUAUGGCGCUGCGUGGAACGUGGCCACCGUCACAAGUUGCACAGGCUCCUGCGGCAUCACAGGGGAGCCUUGGACCUGGGCGAAACGAAGGGACACAAAAACCACACACCCCUGCACCGAUGCUGUGCCCUCCUGGACCACAAAGCUGCCAUCCUUUUGCUGAAGCACGGAGCAGACCCCUUUCUCCUGGACCACCGUGGGGACACAGCUCUGCAUGUGGCUGCCCGGCAAGUAGCGCGUGCAGGAGGCCAGGUGUAUGAAGAUCUGUUUGUGCCCUUGCGAAUCCACUGUCCUUCUGCUAUGAGGAUCAAGAACACAGCUGGAAAGACGCCGGGGGAUCUCCUGAGCACAGCAGGAGAAGAGAAAUGGUGCCCCCAGGAAACACUUGAGGAAAAUGAGGCAGAAUGUGAAGCUGAGAGGGAAUGGAGAUGCAAACUUCUAAACGAAUGGGAGGACGAGUUUCAAGAGACCCCAUGGCAGAAUGAAGACGAUUUCUCCACUGGUUCAAACCCAGAAACGUACGAGGAUUGGGCUGAUCGCAUACGCAGAGAAUACAGGCAGAAACGUAGGCAAGAAGAGGAACAGCGUCCCUGGAGGCCUAGAAGGGAAGCUCAGAAGUCUUCCAUUCAACUCCAGCACUUCCUGGAGCAGGAACAUCUGCAGUACCUCAAGCGUGCCCAAGCCAAGGAGGAGGAGGUUAAGGCCGCCAGGAGAAGACGUUACGAGGAAGGCUGCAGCCGGGUCUUCUCCUCAGAUAGUUCACGUCCGCUGCGUUACGAGGACAUUCCCUGGCCGAGCCCGACUGGGACUCCUGAGGAAAUGGCCUCUGCAGCCCUUCACGGUGUAGAGCCUUCGGACAGAAAUGCUUAUCGGCGCUUCCUCCGGCGUCAGCAGGCUCUGUGGCAUCCAGACAAGUUUGCGCAGCGCUGCGGCACACGCUUGGCUGAACGGGACCGCCGUCAGAUCUUGGACACUGUCACGGCAUUGUCUCAAGCUUUCAAUCGGUUGGCCGAAGCUGCCAAGUAGAUCUUGCUGCUUGUCUACAUGAGUGGUUCUCAACCUCAGCAGCUUUAAGAUGUGUGGACUUCAACUCCCAGAAUUCCCC
This is a messenger RNA of Candoia aspera, 1235 nucleotides long. RefSeq names its product NFKB inhibitor like 1 (gene NFKBIL1). Gene Ontology annotation, cellular component: nucleus. Bases 107 to 1156 code for a protein of 349 amino acids. Gene Ontology annotation, molecular function: protein binding. The record is from RefSeq and is a predicted model, not a curated record. Gene Ontology annotation, biological process: negative regulation of toll-like receptor signaling pathway; canonical NF-kappaB signal transduction. The transcript has 5 exons. NCBI's taxonomy places the organism in Eukaryota, Metazoa, Chordata, Lepidosauria, Squamata, Candoiidae.